Molecule: messenger RNA, 945 nt
Organism: Salvia hispanica
Lineage: Eukaryota; Viridiplantae; Streptophyta; Magnoliopsida; Lamiales; Lamiaceae
Source: RefSeq, a predicted model, not a curated record
AUGUAUCAAAAGACAAAAAAAGUGAAAUGGGCGAAGUUGCUUUAUAGCGAUUUCACAACAUUUACAAGAGACCAAGAACAUCUUAUUUCAAACAACGCGUCAAACUACGUGGAAGGAUUUAUCAUUACAAAUGAGAAUGCGGCAAGUGACUGGACAUUGUCCUCUCCUUCCCGCAAAGCCGAGGUGGCUGCUUUGCUAAAGAAGCAAGGGGUCCUUUACUUUAUUGAACUCGUCAAGUAUUACGAUAAUAACACUGCUGCAACCAUUGAUCAGGAAUUUGACACAUUAUUGAAGGAGUUGAAGUAUAUGAGUGGUUACAACGUAACAACAGAUGCUUCAUUUGUUGAGUUCAUUAAUAGAUUGGGGGACUUAGACAACGGGACACCACCUCUACCAUCUCACCCAUGGAUCAAUCUCUUCAUACCCAAAUCUUCGAUAGUCGAAUUCAACGCCGGAGUAUUAGCCGGCAUGCUCCCCAAGCUCAACGACCCGAAGCUCAAUGAGACGUUCGGCAUCUUCAUCUUCUACCCGUUCAAUAGAAACAAAUGGGACGACAGAAUGACGGCGGUGGUGCCGGACGAGGAAGUAUUCUACACUCUUGCGGCGCUGCACACAACGCCGCAAGAUGGCUACAAAUCCAUUGAUGAGUUCAACAAUGAGAUUUUGGAGUUUUGCAAAAGCAAAGGGCUAAAGGUGAAGCAAUAUCUUCCUAAUAUAAAGUCCAAGAAAGAAUGGAUGGACCAUUUUGGGACGAAAUGGGAAACAGUUGAGAAGAGGAAAGCCAUGUUUGAUCCCAAGAACAUACUCUCUCCUGGUCAAAGGAUUUUCAAUUGAUCAAUUUUUUUCUUUUCGAGUUGUAUACAUCUCUUUAUCUUUUGUCGGAGAGAUGUAUAUAUGACCGUUUAGAUCUUCUCGAAAAGAUAGAAAUAAUUGGUUGUUGCUAAA